AUGAAGUACGCCGCUGCUCUCACCCUCAUCCCCCUCGUCGCCGCCCACGGCUUCGUCCGCUCUCCCCCUCCCCGCAAGCCCGGUGAUGCCUACAAGGCUGCCUGCGGCGACCAGCCCUUCUACCAGCAGAGCUCCGACAUCAACGGCAACGUCCAGGGCAUCUUCCAGGUCGUCGGUACCGGCGCCGACCCCGCCAAGUGCAACCUGUGGCUGUGCAAGGGCUUCCAGCAGGAGGACAACGCCGACAACGUCCAGACCUACUCCCUGGGUCAGGAGAUUGACUUUGACGUCAACAUUGCCGCUCCUCACACCGGCUAUGCCAACGUUUCCGUUGUCAAGACCAGCUCCAACACCGUCAUUGGCGAGCCCCUGAUCGAGUUCUCCAACUAUGCUUCCAACGCUGGUCUUGAUGCCAACAACACCGCCUUCAGCGUUACCCUCCCCGAGAGCCUUGGUGGUGACUGCACCACUGCUGGCGACUGCGUUCUCCAGUGGUUCUGGGACGCUCCCGAUAUCGACCAGACCUAUGAGUCCUGCAUCGACUUUGUCGUCGGUGGCUCCGGUUCUGGCUCUGGCAACAGCGGCUCUUCCCCCUCUGCCCCUGCUGCUUCCACCCCCGCUGCUACUCAGGCCCCUGCCGCUACCACUCUCGUCCAGGCCGUGACCGCUUCCUCCGACGCCCCCGCUGCCACUGCUGCUCCCGACACCGGUGCCGAGGAGCCCGUCGAUGACGAUGAGGAGUGCCCUGCUGAUGAUGAGGAGCCCGUCGACGAUGAGGAGCCUGUCGACGACGAGGAGUGCCCCGCUGAUGACGAGGAGCCCGUCGAUGAUGAGGAGCCCGCUGAUGACGAGGAGUGCCCCGCUGACGAGGAGUACGACGAGGACUACUAA
Fusarium falciforme is the source of this 891-nucleotide messenger RNA. Its product is annotated as Chitin-binding type-4 domain-containing protein. The record is from RefSeq and is a predicted model, not a curated record. Bases 1 to 891 code for a protein of 296 amino acids. Lineage: Eukaryota; Fungi; Ascomycota; Sordariomycetes; Hypocreales; Nectriaceae. The transcript has a single exon.